This is a messenger RNA of Rhinolophus ferrumequinum (greater horseshoe bat), 859 nucleotides long. Its product is annotated as glutathione S-transferase P. Gene Ontology annotation, cellular component: cytosol. The transcript has 7 exons. The record is from RefSeq and is a predicted model, not a curated record. Gene Ontology annotation, molecular function: glutathione transferase activity. Gene Ontology annotation, biological process: glutathione metabolic process. NCBI's taxonomy places the organism in Eukaryota, Metazoa, Chordata, Mammalia, Chiroptera, Rhinolophidae. The coding region runs from base 147 to 779 and encodes 210 amino acids.
GCGGAGGGACAGGCCAGCGCCGUGACUCAGCGCUGGGGGUGGAGCGGGGCGGGACGGGGCGGGAUGAUCCUUAUAAGGCUCGAGGCCUCCAAGCGUGCUUGAGUGCCGCCGCCGCCGCCACUGUUACUUCUGUCUACACAGCAACCAUGCCACCCUACACCAUCGUCUACUUCCCUGUUCGAGGACGCUGUGAGGCCACGCGCAUGCUGCUGGCUGACCAGGAUCAGAGCUGGAAGGAGGAGGUGGUGACCAAGGAGACCUGGAUGCAGGGCUCUCUCAAGGCCUCCUGUCUGUACGGGCAGCUCCCUAAGUUCCAGGACGGAGACCUCACCCUGUACCAGUCUAAUGCCAUCCUGCGCCACCUGGGCCGCUCCCUCGGGCUGUAUGGGAAGAACCAGCAGGAGGCCGCCAUGGUGGACGUGGUGAAUGACGGCGUGGAGGACCUCCGCUGCAAAUACGGCACCCUUAUCUACACCAACUACGAGGCGGGCAAGCAAGACUAUGUGAAAGAACUGCCGGGGCGCCUGAAGCCUUUUGAGACCCUGCUGUCCCAGAACCAGGGGGGCCAGGCCUUCAUCGUGGGCAACCAGAUUUCCUUCGCAGACUACAACCUGCUGGACUUGCUGCUGAAUCACCAGGUCCUGGCCCCCGGCUGCUUGGACUCCUUCCCCCUGCUCUCGGCCUACGUGGCUCGCCUCAGCGCCCGGCCCAAGCUCAAGGCCUUCCUGGCCUCCCCCGAGCACGUGAACCGCCCCAUCAAUGGCAACGGGAAACAGUGAGGGCUUGUGGUACCCGCAACAGCAGGGAGGGCCUGCCUGCCUCCCUGGCCCCAGGACCAAUAAAAUUUCCACAAGAGAAA